UGGCUCUCAUGAUGAUGAAGAAGAAGAAGUUUAAGUUUAAGGUGGACUUCGAGCUGGAGGAGCUCUCCUCAGUGCCCUUCGUCAAUGGGGUCCUGUUCUGCAAGAUGCGGCUGCUGGACGGCGGCAGCUUCACCGCAGAGUCCCCCAGGGAAGUGGUGCAAGCAAACUGUGUUCGCUGGAGGAAGAAGUUCUCCUUUAUGUGCAAAAUGAGUGCAAGUGCCGCGACAGGCAUCCUGGAUCCUUGUAUCUACAGAGUAUCUGUGAGGAAGGAAUUGAAAGGUGGAAAAGCUUAUGCAAAGCUGGGCUUUGCAGAUCUAAACCUGGCAGAGUUUGCUGGAUCAGGAAAUACCACUCGUCGCUGUUUACUGGAAGGCUACGAUACCAAAAAUACAAGACAGGAUAAUUCCAUUCUUAAAGUUUUGAUCAGUAUGCAGCUGAUGUCUGGCGACCCGUGUUUUAAAACGCCUCCUUCUACAUCGAUGUCUAUACCAAUUGCUGGUGAAUCCGAGUCUCUGGAAGAAGAUAGAAAAGGUGGAGAGACUCUCAAAAUCCAUCUUGGAAUAGCAGAUCUUUCAACAAAGAGCGCCUCUGUUCCAGAUGAACUUGGUGCCUGUGGACAUUCCAGAACAUCGAGCUACGCAAGCCAGCAGUCAAAAGUAUCAGGGUAUAGCUCGUGCCACUCCCGGUCAUCCAGUUUUUCUGAGCUCUGCCACAGGAGAAACACCUCAGUGGGAAGCACAUCAACGGGAAUUGAAAGCAUUCUAGAGCCGUGUGAUGAAAUUGAGCAAAAAAUAGCUGAACCAAAUCUUGAUACAGCCAGCAAAGAAGAUACAGCUUCAGACCUGCUCAACAGAUGCCCAGUGAAGCAAGAUUCUGUAGAAUCUCAGCUGAAGCGAGUUGAUGACACCAGAGUGGAUGCAGAUGAUAUUGUGGAGAAAAUACUACAGAGUCAAGACUUCAGCCUAGAUUCCAGUGCAGAAGAGGAAGGCCUGAGGUUAUUUGUGGGUCCUGGGGGAAGUACGACCUUCGGCAGCCAUCAUCUUCCAAGUAGGGCAGGGUCCGGAGCUUAUGAACAAGUUGUAAUCAAACGCUAGAAGUCAAGCUGGUGAACUGCGGCUUCCCUGGGGGUGUGGGACGUGGGCAGUCCAGCUGGCAGGCACUUCAUUCAAGCACUUCGGAGAAAAUGAACAUAGUUGACAGAUGAAGCAUGUUCCUCUAUUCAGAGGAAAGCCAACACCGAUUUCUUCUCGGAAAGUGCCCACCACCAUCCUGUCCCACCCACCGAAAGGGAACAUCAGAACUGUAGCGUCCAGGUGCCGGGCCACACGUCGCUAGCUGCACAUGGCUUCUGCGGCCACUGCACAGGAUAAUGAAAAUUCAGAACCUCCAGGUGUGGAAAACAAGGCUCUCCGUCUGAGUAUGGUUCCAUACUGAAGUAUAAACUGUAGCAGAGGUGCUCAACAAGUUUGGGCUCUGAUUAUUUAAGUUGAAUGUUUGGGAGGUAAUAAGUGAAUCAUUUGAACCUUAUAAAUUCUGUCCAGAUAGUUAUCAUCUCUUAAGGAAAUCUUCCAUAUUCUAUCCUACCUACAGUAUUGUACUGUUUAUUAAUUCUUCUUGAUUAAAUAAUUGAUAUAAAGUUUGGGUGUUCAUGUUUGGGGGAAAAUAUUAUACCACAAUUUAAACAUGUAGAAUGCUCAGUUCUCACCGUAUCCGUCACAAAUGGAGUAAGUGUGUUUAAGUCUGAGGUACGCAAAUGAGUGUAAUGCCGUUAUUACGCAACAUGUAUUGUUACUAGUGAAUGUUAGAUGAGCUGCAGAACUCCGACUAGCACUAUAGAUUCAAGGUAAGUUUAAUACUUAAUAGGUUCAAGGUAAGUUUAAUACUUAAUAGGUUAGGCUCCCAUAAGGCACCUUGAGAGCUGUUCUAACUGAAUAGUAUCUGCUGGUUUCAGGAAUCUGAAUUCGGAACAGGAGGAAAAUUGUAGCAUGAUCAGAAACAGUGGCCUUUCUGUGUAAGUUCAGACUUCUUUCUGAAACUGAAAGUUAUUCCAAGGAGGUGGCGGAUAAGACAGGGGACAGCUGCUUGACAUUACUGACAUGGACUCGUGGUUUUCUAUUUUAAACUCCCCACAAUGGGAUACUAUGUUUUUGUCUUUACUGUAACGGUAGUUGUUUUGAGACAGUAGAAUAUAACAUAAUCCAGUAUAGCUUUAAAGGAAAGAAUAUCUGAUCUGGAUCCAGUUUAACAAGCUCAGCAGACAGACCAUCUUUUUAUCAGGUGGGAAGUUUUUCUGGUCUUCCAUGACAAGUUUUAAUGUUCUUGGAGUCACUCAGUCCCUGAAGAAAAAUGCAGAUUCUAUAGAACCAGUAAUUCCCAGUCCUUACUUUCAAAACUGUGUCCAAAAAAACCGCAAUAUGUUAGAAUAACUUUGGUCUAGGUAUAUUUGUGUUGGCAAAGUAAGGGGAAAAUAUAUUAAAAUAUUUCAAUGUCCAAAUGUAGAGCUUUGGAAAAAUUUUAGUAGUUCAUGUUAGGGUUUUGGGUUUUUUUAACAUUUCAAGGAUUGGGUAUUCUAAAUUAAUCCAGUUCUGUUGCAAAUAGAAAUUUUUAAAAAGGUGAAACCCCAUUUUAGAAUCUUUUGAAUGUUGAGAGAUAGGGUUUCUGAGUCAUUAGUAAUACUUUUGUUAUUUUAUUUUGACGUGAAAAGAAAUUGACCUGACCAUUUUAGUCUAACCAAGGAAACCGUUAGCUUAAGUGGUAAAGACUUGCUUGUUCUCUGUGAUUAACAAGUGAACUGAUCCAUCCAUUAUAUAUUAUGGGGGUGGGGGAGGGUCAAAGUUUUCAAUAGAUACGAAACUAGUGUUUAGAGAUAUUUAUGACAUGUUCUAAGAUAUUUUUCUAUUUUCAAAAUAUUUCUAGGCUAUAUUUUUUAUUGGCACUUCUGCAAAUAAUUUUGCCAUUUUGAAAAUGAUAAAAAACUAUCGAUUGUAAGCGAGGUUCAGUGAGGACAUUCUUCAGAUAUGUAAAAGGUACUUUAAUCCAGGCAUUGCCCGUCUUAUCCUUGCCUGCCCUCAGCCUGACAACUUUAUACAAGACUGGCUCUCAGUAUUUAAAAGGAUGUAGCAUUAUUUUUUAAAAACAAAAUGUAGAGAUCUCGAAAAGCUAAGAAUCAUGCCUCUAUAAUUUUAGCAGCCACCAGAUACAUCUUGAUUUAUGUAGUAGGAAAUCAUUUUAAUAGAAGCAUCGAUGAGGGAAAAGUCAGCCCAAGUCUGCAUUCAUUCUCUUUUGUGUGGCAGUGGUGGGCAUACUUUGCAAUCACAUUUAUUUACAGCCCUCUGGAAAUAUUUGUUAAAGUUUGCUUAAAUGUCCACCUUACUUUCCUGGGUUUUCUUAGACCAUGUACUGUUUAGCUAUAUCUUAACCAUGUAGUUAUUUUUAAAAAUUGCUUUUUAAAUACAAAGUGCACUUUUGGUUCCAUUUGGCGUUGAGAAAAUUGGAUUUGAAAAAUUUGAUCUUAAUAAACUGGUCUUUAAGUAUUAAAGUCAAAUUUCAAACCA
Molecule: messenger RNA, 3554 nt
Organism: Ailuropoda melanoleuca (giant panda)
Lineage: Eukaryota; Metazoa; Chordata; Mammalia; Carnivora; Ursidae
Gene: EEIG2
Product: EEIG family member 2
Exons: 11
Coding region: 9-1094 (361 amino acids)
Source: RefSeq, a predicted model, not a curated record